AAUUUUGCUGGACGGUGUGGAUGCAGGGCAGGCAAACUUUAGAAAACCGAAGUUUGCCCAUCCGACUUCAACCCUCGUAUGACUACUUUGGCGAUCCUCGAACGGAAGAAGAAGAAGAAGAAGAAGAAGAAGAAGAAGAAGAAGAAGAAGAAGAAGAAGAAGAAGAAGAAGAAGAAGAAAAGAAGAAGAAGAAGAAGAAGAAGAAGAAGAAGAAGAAGAAGAAGAAGAAGAAGAAGAAGAAGAAGAAGAAGAAGAAGAAGAAGAAGAAGAAGAAGAAGAAGAAGAAGAAGAAGAAGAAGAAGAAAAGAAGAAAAGAAGAAGAAGAAGAAGAAGAAGAAGAAGAAGAAGAAGAAGAAGAAGAAGAAGAAGAAGAAGAAGAAGAAGAAGAAGAAGAAGAAGAAGAAGACGAAGAAGAAAAAGAAGAAGAAAAAAAAAAAGAAGAAAAAGAAGAAGAGAUUAAAAAAAAAAAAAAAAAAAAAAAGGUGAACGGACAAAGUUCGCACCAAAUGAGGAAGCCCCGAAAACACAAUCGCGUGCUCAAGAUACGAUGAAAUCAGGAGUCGCAAACGUAAAACCCAU
Closterium sp. NIES-67 is the source of this 579-nucleotide messenger RNA. The record is from the annotation of a GenBank genome assembly. NCBI's taxonomy places the organism in Eukaryota, Viridiplantae, Streptophyta, Zygnematophyceae, Desmidiales, Closteriaceae.